AUGAUAACCACACAGAUAGAUGGUGAAGAAAGUCACUCCCAGCAGACAACAUGUUUGGGAAACUACUUGCCCGGUCGGAACCCACACAGAGAAAACUUUCAGGGCGAGAAUGUGUUUAGCGAUCACUGCAUUGAGAGCUCCGGCUCAAGUCUGCGCUUCCAGGUUCAGUUUCAGGGUCUCGCCGGCUGCCCCGGCCGGCGGGCGCCGUGCGGGCAGCGGGGCUCGGACGGCAGGGAUCUCUGGGGGCCCCAGAGUUGGGAGGCGGAGUCCGGGAGCCCCCGGAGGAGGAUGGGCUGCGGACACAGCAGACUGAGUUGCUGCAAACCCCCCAAAAAGAGGCGCCAAAGACCAGAUCAGCCUCCCAAACCAGAGCCUCAGGAACUGGGUCCCCUCAAUGGUGACACAGCCACAACUGACCAUGUAUGUGCAUCUGAGGAUGUUGAGCAGCACCAGAAGGCUAUCACCAGAAUCCUCCAGCAACAUGAAGAGGACAAGAAGAAAUGGGCACAACAGGUGGAGGAGAGGGAGCUAGAACUUGAAGAGAAACUGAAUGAACAGCAAAGAGUCCUAGAGGGAGAACAUGCGGAGGCCCUGCAAGCCCUCCAGGCCUCCUAUGAGCAGGACAAGGAAGCCCUUACCCACUCCUUCCAGGAGGCCAAGGUGGCCCUGCAGGAGACCAUUGACAGACUGACUGCACAGCUGGAGGCCUUCCAGGCCAAGAUGAAGAGGGCAGAGGAGUCCAUCCUGAGCCGAGACUACAAGAAGCACAUCCAGGAGCACGGGAGCCUCAGCCAGUUCUGGGAGCAGGAGCUGGAGAGCUUACACUUUGUCAUCGAGAUGAAGAAUGAGCGAAUCCAUGAGCUGGACAAGCGGCUGAUCCUCAUGGAGACAGUGAAAGAAAAAAACCUGCUGUUGGAGGAGAAGAUCACCACCCUACAGCAAGAGAACGAGGACCUCCACGCCCGAGGCCGCAACCAGAUGGUUGUGUCAAGGCAGCUCUCGGAGGACCUGCUUCUUGCCCGUGAGGCCCUGGAGAAGGAGUCACAAUCACGGCGGCAGCUCCAGCAGGAGAAGGAGGAGCUGCUGUACCGGGUCCUCGGGACUGACACCGCCCCUGCCUUCUCCCUGGCCUCUGUCACCCCCACCGAGGUCUCCUUCCUGGCCACAUAG
This is a messenger RNA of Rangifer tarandus platyrhynchus (Svalbard reindeer), 1170 nucleotides long. The record is from the annotation of a GenBank genome assembly. Lineage: Eukaryota; Metazoa; Chordata; Mammalia; Artiodactyla; Cervidae.